AUGAAAAAUGUUAUCGUCGGAGCGAUUUGGCCUGGUAAGAAAAAGUCAGACAAACAACAAAUAUGUGAAAUAAUUUCUAGAAUUAGUAGUAAAUCGAAAACAUUGGAACAACCAACACCAUAUUCUCUUGCCUCCUACAAUGGCACUUGUGUGCCUCUUUCAAUAUAUUUGAUUGCAUUGACCUGUGACAAACCAGCACAAAGUCUUAUUCAAGGAGAAACAUUUCAAGGAGAACCAUUGCCAAAGCUACGAUCGGAUGAACGUAUGAUGAAAAUAUAA
Messenger RNA from Didymodactylos carnosus, 279 nucleotides. Lineage: Eukaryota; Metazoa; Rotifera; Eurotatoria; Philodinida; Philodinidae. The record is from the annotation of a GenBank genome assembly.